GCAUGGAGGGUCCGCAAGAGCCGAGCUCUGAGGCGGUCCUGCGCUUUCUCGCCGAGCGCGGGGGCCGGGCCCGACACUCGGAAUUGGUGCAACACUUCAGGGGCGCCCUGGGUGGCCCGCGCGAACAGCGCACCCGCGCCCGGGAACACUUCAAGGAGCUAGUCAACGCGGUGGCUACUGUGCGCACCGAUCCCGCGGAUGGUACCAAGUAUGUGCAUCUCAAGAAAAGGUUCUGUACGGGGGACCCCCCUCUCCAUGAGGCCGCGCUACCCCGGGACCCCCCGCGUAUCGAGGUGACUGAGGAGGAGGAGCCUGAAAUCCGGCCGCUUGCAGAGGAACCAUGCGAGGGCAGCCAGAUCCAGAAAGAGACAGAUCCAUCACAGUUGUCUCUCGGACUGGGUGACGAACUGAGCGAUCAGGAGCCUUUGGCUCCUGCUCAAGGAGGGGCGCAGAGUAAGGACUCGCAACGGGAGGUCCAGGCGGCGUCCUGGGCGUCGUGCCCGGCGCCCAGCGAGAACCUUAAACUCCCUCCACACGGAGGUGAGGAGGCUGAAGGGAGCAGUUCUCCUCAUGGGCCAAAUGCGCCGAGAUCGGCCCGUCAGAACUUUCGGGACCUGGUGAUGAUGGGCAGCUCCCCGCAACUAAAGCGAAGCGGGGGUCCGGGGGACGGUAGCGCUGGGAGCUUCUCUGCAGGGGGUCGCAGCAGAGGAGGGGGCGACUCUGAUAGCGCCUCGUUGGCCUCGUCCUCCGCAGAAGAGGAGAGUACCGGCGGGGGCUCGGUUACGCUGGAUCCUCUCGAGCACGCCUGGAUGCUCUCGGCUUCGGAGGGUAAGUGGGACAGCCUGGAAGGGCUGCUCGCCUGUGAGCCUGGGCUGCUGUCGAAGCGAGACUUCAUCACAGGCUUCACCUGUCUCCACUGGGCCGCCAAGCACGGCAGGCAGGAGCUCCUGGCCAUGCUGGUCAACUUUGCCAGCAAACACCAGCUACCAGUGAACAUCAAUGCCAGGUCGAGCGGAGGCUACACCGCCCUACAUUUGGCAGCGAUGCACGGGCACGUAGAGGUGGUGAAGUUGCUCGUGGGAGCCUACGACGCAGAUGUAGACAUCAGGGACUACAGCGGGAAAAAGGCCUCUCAGUAUCUGAGUGAGAGCAUUGCAGAGGAGAUAAAGAACCUGGUGGGAGCCCUGGACGAAGAUGAAGGAGACAGCGCCACGGGCCGCGGGAGCGGGCGCUGGAGACUGUCAAAGGUGCUCCCGUCACACCUCAUCACUUACAAACUCUCGCAGGCCACGGAAGACGGAGCUGAACAUCACCAUCAUCACCACCUCACUGAGAGCUGGGCCGGGAGCAAAGCCAAAGAUUCAAGUCGCAAAGCCUCGGGCAGCUCGAGUGGACGGAUGAAGCCCCGACUCAACAAAAUUCGCUUCCGAACCCAGAUCAUUCACACCACUCCCUCAUUCAAGGAUGCUGAACAGCCGCUGGAGGAAGGGGAGGAGGAGGAAGAGGAAAGGUCUCUUAAAGGCUACUCGGCUUCCUUCAAACUGAGACCGAAGUCCAAUGUAUUUGGGUAAAAAAAUAAUUCGCGCUAGAAAUGCUAAGGUUUAUUUGUCUUCAAGGUAGAAUAAUACUACGUGUGGAUAAGAAGUGGAACCAGAAAGGACAGGAUAAAUUAUGCUUUUUAACUUGCAGGCAUGGGGUGGAGCUGUAGUAAUCCUUUCCAGAUAGCAUUCUGGGGCAAGAAAAUGUCUUUUAAAUGAUUCAUAACACAUUGAUUUGUGCCUCUCUUCCCCCACCCCACGCUUGUAACCUGGAACAUUCGAGAACUAGAAUUGAUUGAUGACUGAGACUCCCUUUGCUAGAUACCAUGCAAAGUAAGGACCAUUUCAAGUCAGAAAACGCAAACUGAACCCGGUAAUGGUCGGAAGUGAACAAAACCACGGGCUGCCCUGACUUUCUACUGUUCGCACUUGCCUAAGGUGCUAAAGAAUGUCAAGGUCAGAGUUGAAAUGUGAAACUACAAAUGAGAAUUAUGUGAAUCGAGAUGGGAACCCUGUUGAUGUCUUACGUGUAAGUAUCGGUUCCCAUUUUUAAAAGCGAAAGGCAAUUUCGCUUUUAGUCACCGAACUGAAGAAAUAAGCAGCAUUUGCUUUUGAGUUACUGUAUUCUGGUUUGUGCCUACAUAAUACUAUUCAGUAUACGGUACAUUAUUAACCACAACUUUUUAAUUUAAAUAGAAGAACACUUAGCAACCUAUGGUACUUUUUUUUAAUGUGUAUGUCUUGAUUAUCACUAACUUGUUUUGCUACUCUUAAAUUCUAAACUUUCUGAGGUUUAUAUUCUAGGGAUUCUUUUUUGAUGAAGCUUACAAUACUUAAAACUGAUUUGCUUAUUACUUAAACUUUCUUGUUUAGAAAAUAGCAAAACUCAGCGUAAGUAUUAAUAAGCCUAUGCUUCUGUGAAGUAAUUAUUAAAUCAACUUAACAUGGUUCUCAUGUCAGAGAUAUUUUAAUUUUAUUAAUACAUUCAUAGUCUCUAUGUUUUGUAACAACAUUUUAUGAAUGUUCAAAAUGCUAAAUCUUUCAUUUUUCUUC
Molecule: messenger RNA, 2591 nt
Organism: Acomys russatus (golden spiny mouse)
Lineage: Eukaryota; Metazoa; Chordata; Mammalia; Rodentia; Muridae
Gene: Sowahc
Product: sosondowah ankyrin repeat domain family member C
Exons: 1
Coding region: 3-1571 (522 amino acids)
Molecular function (GO): protein binding
Source: RefSeq, a predicted model, not a curated record